Messenger RNA from Nematocida parisii ERTm1, 933 nucleotides. RefSeq lists its product as uncharacterized. Gene Ontology annotation, molecular function: RNA polymerase II CTD heptapeptide repeat phosphatase activity. Lineage: Eukaryota; Fungi; Microsporidia. The transcript has a single exon. Bases 1 to 933 code for a protein of 310 amino acids. The record is from RefSeq and is a predicted model, not a curated record.
AUGGGGAACAAGUCGUAUGCAUGCUCUAUUGCAGGGUUAUUAGACCCAACGGGUAAAUUAUUCGGCAGCAGGAUUAUAAGCAGAGAUGAUAAUUUCGGGUGUUUUGACAAGGACAUAAAGAGACUCUUCCCAACAAAUUCUAAACACGUGGUAAUAUUAGAUGAUAGACCAGAUGUAUGGGGAUUUGUUGAUAAUUUAUACCCAAUAAGACCGUAUUACUACUUCCAAACAGAUGAUAUAAACAGUCCUGAAGCAUUACAGGGCAUGAAAAGUGCACUUUCUGAGGAUGUAAGGAAUAGUCCAGUAGGAGAAGUAUUCAGAAACAAAAAUGACUUAAUCGAAUUAAUUGACAGAGAGUGUAUAUUAACGUAUUUUGACAAUGAAUUAGAAAAAGUACUUUCUGGGUUAAAGGAGGUGCACACAGAAUUCUUCUCAACGCAGCAGGACACUGCAAGUAUCCUCAAAAAAAAGAAAGAAAUUUUCAAAGGGUGCACAGCAGAAAUAUUUUCAAGUGUGAAUGAGUACACGCUUUAUUUAAAUCUUUUGUUUAAGCACCAUGGCGGACAGACUUUUAGUCAUGGUUCAGUAAAUAAAGUGACACACCUUAUUACAACAGGAAAUGGAAGAAUAAGAAGUGUUUGGAAGAACAAGAAGGAUCCAGUAAUAGACCCCGUAUGUGUGCAGGUGGAGUGGAUGCACGAGUCAAUAUACGCAUUUAAAAGGUUGGAUGAAAAAGAGUUCAUACUUAAUGUAGAUGACUUAGAGAGUGCUCAGGAAGAGCCAGAUACAAACACGGCCAGUUCAUCAGACGGUAAUCACAGUAAUGAUGAGCUCAUUGAUUUAGAAGACAGUGCGGAUACUUCAAAUACAACAGGCGAAGCAUUUGGGAGCAGUGAUGAUUCUUUGUAUAAAAAGAUACUGGAUGAUAAUUAG